This is a messenger RNA of Nakaseomyces glabratus, 582 nucleotides long. It is a transcript of the gene EFM5, whose product is annotated as protein-lysine N-methyltransferase. Gene Ontology annotation, molecular function: protein-lysine N-methyltransferase activity. Lineage: Eukaryota; Fungi; Ascomycota; Saccharomycetes; Saccharomycetales; Saccharomycetaceae. The record is from RefSeq and is a predicted model, not a curated record.
AUGAACCUGUUCAAGGAGGACUGGCAGCUAUCUCAAUUCUGGUACAGCGACUCCACCGCAGACAAACUAGCCGAUGCUCUGUUAGAAGGAGCCGAUGCCACCACGGUUAUCGCUAUCGUUAGUGCACCAUCCGUGUAUGCAGCAAUCCAAAAGAGGGACGACUCCGAGAUCCCUACCAAACACAUCUAUUUAUUCGAAUAUGACACAAGAUUCGAGCUCCUAGCAGGAAAAGACCACUUCUUCUUCUAUGAUUACAACAAGCCACUUGAUUUUGACGACAAACUGAAAGGCAAAGUAGACAGAUUAUUGAUAGAUCCACCUUUCUUGAACGAGGAUUGCCAAAGUAAAUCAGCACAGACUGCCAAGAGUCUUUUAGCUCCAAAGGAUGGCUCAAAGACGAGCGAUGGUCUACUGAAACAUCGUUUGAUCAGUUGUACCGGUGAAAGAAUGGCACAAGUUAUAAAAAAAGCAUACCCUGACACCGAGAUAACAGAUUUCUACCCAGAACACGGUAACGGUCUAAGUAAUGAAUUCAGAUGCUACGCCAAUUUCGAGUGGAGUGGUUGGAAGUUCUCGAAAUGA